AUGUCCACCACCCAACUGUCAUUAAAGCUUGCCACUGCUGAAGAGCCUCCAGUACUACGUUCCCACCAAAUGACCACACGGUCCCAGAACCACAUCGUGAAGCCAAAGACCUUCACUAAUGGAAUAGUUCGCUACCCACUUCCGCAGUCUUUCUUUGUUGCAAGUGGUGUUCCUGACUUCCCCAUGAAUUAUACAGAAGCAAGCAAAUAUAGUGAGUGGCGCAAUGCAAUGGAUGAGGAAUUCACAACUCUUAUGAAGAAUGGCACUUGGUCUCUAGUGCCAUCAAAACCAAAUAUGAACAUUGUCGACUCCAAGUGCAUUUUCAAAUCCAAACACAAAGCCAAUGGCACUCUCGAAUGCCAUAAAGCACAACUAGUUGCCAAGGGCUACCACCAACAGCCCAAAUUUGACUUCGAUGACACAUUCACUCCAGUGGUCAAGCCCACAACCAUCUAG
Malania oleifera is the source of this 456-nucleotide messenger RNA. RefSeq lists its product as uncharacterized. Lineage: Eukaryota; Viridiplantae; Streptophyta; Magnoliopsida; Santalales; Ximeniaceae. The record is from RefSeq and is a predicted model, not a curated record. Bases 1 to 456 code for a protein of 151 amino acids. The transcript has a single exon.